Mesitornis unicolor (brown roatelo) is the source of this 656-nucleotide messenger RNA. It is a transcript of the gene SPMIP7, whose product is annotated as chromosome unknown open reading frame, human C7orf72. NCBI's taxonomy places the organism in Eukaryota, Metazoa, Chordata, Aves, Mesitornithiformes, Mesitornithidae. The record is from RefSeq and is a predicted model, not a curated record.
AUGACCGUGGCUUCCCAUGGAGCUCAAAGGCAGGCGAGUGCCUUUAAAAAGACCACCUUGUCACUUGAACCAGUUCACAAGGUGAAUUGCCAACAGUAUCGAAGUAUGUUAAAGACGAUGCGCAUGCCUCUUGUGCAAGGUCCUAAGAACAGACAUGAUUUUGCCAGCUUUGAAGACAGAAACAGUAAUUCUUUCCUUAAAUUCAAUCCAUUCACCCCUCCAGAACGGCUGAAUUACCCUUUGUUCCCACACCGGGAUGACAUGGCUUUACAGGAUCCCUGCUCGGGUUUUGUGAGUGCAGGAGCUGAUGUUGAACUGCAGCCCAAUGUUGGAAGAGCUGUUGAAUCUCUGGUGGACUACAGUGACAUGAAACCUCACCAGCGGGUCCCCAUCGCAGAGAAGAGAGGCCAGGCUGCCCACAGGAGGCACAUGAUCCUCUAGAAGGAAACCAGCCAGAACAGAAGGUGGAACUCCAGAGCUGUGUCUGCUGCUUCCCUCAGGGCACGACUCAGAGGCUUGGGAACUCCAAUGAAAAGUGCUCCUGUUCUACCUGACCAGAACCAUAAUUAUGCAUUUUAUAUGGAUCCCAAGCUACAGUUGGAGCUUGAGGCUGAAGCCUCUGACUCAAGCACCAUUGGUGACCAAGAUAACAAAAG